UCGUAGUUGCAAUACUUAAGUUUAGACGUCAAUCUCUUCAACUUACCGUAAUAGCAGAAAGCUAAUUUUAAAUAGCAAGUUUAAUUUUUUAAAAGCUAUACACUUUCACUUUCACUUUUCUUCGAAACAUAUCGAAUAAUGUUGAAUUUAACACUUUUAUAACAGCAAAAGCAUUAUAUUUACAAAAAUAUAAUAAAAAGAAAGAUGUACGACACGUUCCGUUAUUUUUUUUAACGUCCGAAUACCAUAGAUUGUUAAGAAUCUCAAAGCAUGAAGGCGCACUUGGAAAUUUAAAGUUCCCCCUAUCUUUUACUCAUUAAAUCACAAUUGACUCUUACAAGGGUGGUACAUCUGUAGCGUAAACCAUAAAAUAAAACAUAAGAUAGCAUAUCACAAAUUUGUUUAACGAAUUACCAUUUUGUUCACGAAUUAAAUGAAAAAAUUCCUGAAACAACGUUUAGCCUUGUCAUAUUCAAUCUUGUUUUAUUAGAACCAUUUCGAUUAUCAGUACUGGGUAAAACGAACAAUCAAGUUAAAGCAUUUGGAAUUUGGUGAUGACCGAGUUGCAAUAGGUGUCGAAUGAAUAACUAGCACAUGUGCGUAUAAUACACGCAGUUCAGCAGUAUCUGUCUAUACAUCUGUAAUAGAUAGGAGAGAAGACUAGGGGAGUAAUGAGUAGGUAACUGUUAGUUACAUCGGAGUUCCGUGUGAUCGUCAUACGUUGUCUGUACUCGUUGCUUUGCUCGAAUCAUCAUGCCACGCUCUACGGUGAUGUUAUUUCUGUUAAUUGUACUACUACUAAAUAGCCAGGAAAUUCUUGGUCGAAGAGGACGAGGCAGAGGAAAAACCAGAUCGCGAGUCCAAAUAGGACUGCCUAUCACUGGAAAGUAUCGUGAUCCAGAAAGUGAUCAAUAUUAUAAUAAUCAUGAUGGAGCAAAAAUAGUCUUGGCAUCGCACUUUGAUUUAGAGUACGUUUUAGGACAUAAAAUCGCUUUCCUUUGCGUGGCACGUGGAAACCCACGGCCACACAUCACAUGGUUCAAGGAUGGUGCUGAAAUCUAUACACAUCUUUAUCUACAUGUACACGAAUGGCAAGUCGGACCAGAUAAAGUGAAAUCGAAACUGGAAAUAGAUCCUGCGACACAAAUGGAUGCUGGAGUCUACGAAUGUACAGCCGAUAAUAUGUACAGUAUCGAUCGAAGAUCCUUCAAGACUGACUUUUCCAUCGCUUUCGAUUAAGUUUCCUUUUUCACAAUACUUUAGUACGAAUAUAGAUGAAAUCGAAAAUUAUUGCCUUUAUGAUGUUGGUAAAAUAACUAGUGAUAAAAAGAACAUGAAAUGAUUUUCACGAAAUGUAUAAUGUUUGCACAUGUAUGAAUAGUUAGACUAUAAAUAAAGUACGUUGCAUUAAAAUA
Molecule: messenger RNA, 1415 nt
Organism: Bombus pascuorum
Lineage: Eukaryota; Metazoa; Arthropoda; Insecta; Hymenoptera; Apidae
Product: immunoglobulin domain-containing protein oig-4-like
Exons: 4
Coding region: 754-1239 (161 amino acids)
Biological process (GO): cell-cell adhesion
Cellular component (GO): cell-cell junction; neuron projection
Molecular function (GO): cell adhesion molecule binding
Source: RefSeq, a predicted model, not a curated record